AUAAGCUUUGUGUAUUAUUUAAAAGAGCUAGUCUCCCUAGUUUUGACGCGCUGAUAAGCCCACCCCCCCCACACGUGUCUUCUGUGCUGACUCAACAUGGUACCCAUAGCCCUACAGUCAACUUCAGCUGCAUUAGUUGUGUUGCUGUGUGAGUGCCAAACAUCCAGGCAUUUGCUUUUUCACUGAUGUGACAUAUAAGAGUGAACAGCGAAGCGUGUAGACUCUCAGGAUUGUCUGCUGGUCCUUCUCUGGUGACAUCUUUUGGCCCCUCACCCUGAUCAGACCAGUAUGGCUACUGGUGAUGAUGAUGAUCCCAUCAUAGAGGAGAUUGACGUUUACCUUUCCAAAAGCCUCGCAGACAAACUCUAUCUUCUCCAGUACCCUGUGCGACCGAGCUCCAUGACCUAUGAUGACGUCAACCAUCUGUCAGCUAAGAUCAAACCCAAACAACAGAGGCUGGAGCUGGAAAUGGCAAUCAACACAAUGAGUCCCAACUACUGCCGUAGUAAAGGAGAACAAAUCGCUCUGAAUGUUGACGGGACGUCCCACGAUGAGACAAACACCUACUCCACGAAGCUAAUGGACAAACAGACAUUCUCCUCCAUUCAGGCCACCACCAACACCUCUAGAUAUGCGGCUGCUGUGUUUCGCAAAGGUGAGCUGCAUAUCACCCCUCUGACAGGAAUCCUGCAGAUGAGACCCAGCUUCUCUUACUUGGACAAAGCAGACAGCAAAACUCGGGAGCGGGAGGCGGCCAAUGAAGGAGGAGAUUCCUCUCAGGAUGAAGCUGAGGAGGAAGCCAAAGCCAUUACUGUCAGGUUUUCGAGGCCUGAGUCUGAGCAGGCCCGACAAAGAAGGAUCCAGUCCUACGAGUUCUUGCAGAAGAAGCAGGCAGAGGAGCCCUGGAUCCACCUGCAGUACCAUGGUGUUAAGGAGAGCCGCUCGGAUCAUGAAAGGCAGUACCUCUUCUGUCAGUCAGUGGACGCCUCGCAGAACUCAGAGCUGGUCAAAACUCCAAAGGAGUACUUGGCCAUGCUGAUGCCCCCCCUGGAAGAGGAGAAAAUCGCUAAGCCCGUUGGUCCCAGUAACGUACUCUCCAUGGCUCAGCUCCGCACUCUGCCACUUGGAGACCAGGUUAAGACCCUGAUGAAGAACGUCAAGGUGAUGCCUUUUGCCAACCUGAUGGGCCUUCUCGCCACCGGCACCGAUCAGACAGCAGUUCUGCGAUGCAUCCAGCAGGUUGCACUCCUGGUGCAGGGAAACUGGGUUGUAAAGAGUGAUGUUCUGUAUCCUAAAAACACCUGCAGUGCUCACAGUGGUGUUCCUGCAGAAGUGCUCUGUCGUGGUAGAGACUUCGUGAUGUGGAGGUUCACACAGGAGCGCUCCGUCAUGAGGAAGGAGAUCACAUCCAUCAUCAAGCUUCCCCCAGAGGACGUGAAGGAGUUCCUGGAGCAUGUAGCGACACCUCGGGUCAACCGCGGAUGGGAGUUCCUGCUGCCCACUGAUGUGGAUUUCAUUAAGAAGCACCCAGACGUUGCUCACAGACAGAACAUGCUGUGGCUCGGCAUCCAGAGCAAGUUAGAGAAAGUCUUCAACAUCUCCAAAGAAGACUUUGUGCCAAAGAAUCCCCCUCAGCCUGAUCCUGUUCAUGUCAGCGGAGAGCAGCGACUGAUGAUCGCCCAGGACCAAGCUAAAGAAAAGCAGGCAUCGCUGCAAAGGGAGCUGGAAGCCAGACGUGCACAGAGCGGCCUUCAGAUUAAACAGGAGCCCAUCCAGGACGUGGAGCCGAUGGACGCGUCGCCCUCUUUCCCUAACGGUUCUGUAAAUGGUUACUCCAGUGCCAGCUCCCCCUGCUUGGAUCAAACUAACGGAGGGAGCCCCUCCAGCAGCCCGGCCCCGGAGCUGCUGGAGUUUGUGACAAACACUUUUCGUAAGAACGUCGUGCUGACGCUGAAUGAGCUGAAGAGACUCUUUAACCUCUACCUGGCUUCCAUGCCGGCGGGACAACACGGUUUUAGCUCCAUUUCUGACCACAUGCUGCAGGACGCUGCACUGCUCUGCCAGUGCAAACAGAUCAUGGUGCCUUUUCCUGCUCAGAGUAAAGCGGCUCCUGACGAAAGGAAGGUGUUUGGUCUUUGGGAGACAGGCGAGGACUUCGAUAAGCAUCGCCAUCUGCUCUACAACCUGUUCUCCAAAAAUUACCGGAUCAGGAGGAGCGUGGUUCAGGCCAAACUUGCUCAGGAGUUGGGAGACGUGUCCAAAGCCGAAGUCGAUCGGCUGCUUCAUGAGUGCUGCAUGAGCAGUGCAGGGUUCUGGUACCUGAAGGGAACGUUACAGUCCUGACCCUAAAAACCUGCCUGCCUUCGGCCACCGACAGAUAACCCAACAGUGUCCGAUGGGAGGACAGACGACAGCCAAUCACAGCAGCCGUUCAGGUCUGAGAGCCAGAGACUGGAGGAUGGCGACGUCAGCUGCGUUUUCUGCUCCAAAGAAACUUCACAAUAAUGUGAAAAAUGACUCCUUAACACAGCAGGAGGGGGGAAAUUUUAAAUCUCUCAAAGCUGGAGACACUGGGAAGAAGUGGAUUAAAAAUACAAUAAAGAAAUAGUUGAAUAGAAAUGAAGUUGGGCGUUUUCUGCUUUUUUUUUUUUUUAAAAUAACCAGGAUGGUGUGUAAAUGUCAAACAUUUCAUGCUUCUAUUGUUUUACUCCUCUUUUUGUCAGAAAGCACGGUUCAGUUAACCACAUUAGGACCUCAUGAGGAGAUGACUUAUUCAGUUAAGGAUCCAUUAAUUUAAUUCUUGCUUUGGGUUCAGAUCACUAUUUUCAUCCUUAGUGAAAUUUGGAAAGUUGUGAAGCUUGAUUGAAACAAAAUGAUCAGCAUCUGAAGACAAAAGGGAUACUUUAUGCAUAUCAAUUUAAUUCUGAAACGUUUUUUUUUUUUUUGUGGGGACCAGACGUCUCCAUCAAUCAGAUCUGUAAUGACUGCUAAACUCUGAGAGGUAAAGUGAAUUCAAUGCUACUGUAAAGUUGGCUUCAUGAGCUGAACACCUUUUUAAAUAUUUCUUUCAUUGGUUAUGAGAGAUUUACUCUGAUAACAACCAAUAAAAAUGCAUU
Cyprinodon variegatus (sheepshead minnow) is the source of this 3116-nucleotide messenger RNA. It is a transcript of the gene polr3e, whose product is annotated as polymerase (RNA) III (DNA directed) polypeptide E (80kD). The coding region runs from base 289 to 2343 and encodes 684 amino acids. Gene Ontology annotation, cellular component: nucleus; RNA polymerase III complex. The record is from RefSeq and is a predicted model, not a curated record. NCBI's taxonomy places the organism in Eukaryota, Metazoa, Chordata, Actinopteri, Cyprinodontiformes, Cyprinodontidae. The transcript is spliced from 21 exons. Gene Ontology annotation, biological process: DNA-templated transcription.